This is a messenger RNA of Chanos chanos (milkfish), 1311 nucleotides long. RefSeq names its product inositol-tetrakisphosphate 1-kinase a (gene itpk1a). Gene Ontology annotation, cellular component: cytoplasm. The transcript has 10 exons. Gene Ontology annotation, biological process: inositol trisphosphate metabolic process. Lineage: Eukaryota; Metazoa; Chordata; Actinopteri; Gonorynchiformes; Chanidae. Gene Ontology annotation, molecular function: inositol-1,3,4-trisphosphate 6-kinase activity; magnesium ion binding; ATP binding. The coding region runs from base 1 to 1203 and encodes 400 amino acids. The record is from RefSeq and is a predicted model, not a curated record.
AUGCAGACCUUUCUGAGAGGAAAAAGAGUGGGAUUUUGGCUCAGCGAGAAGAAGAUUAAGAAGUUGAAUUUCCUGACGUUCGUGGAGAUGUGCAGGAAAAGAGGAAUCGAGGUGGUCCAGCUGGACCUCAGCCAGCCCUUGGAGGAGCAGGGUCCCCUAGACGUCAUCAUCCACAAGCUGACGGACCACAUCCUGGAGGCUGACCAGAACAGCACAGAGGCCAUGCUAAUGGUACAGAGUGUUCAGGACUACAUUGAUGCCCAUCCAGAGACUGUGAUACUGGAUCCGUUGCCUGCCAUUCGGACGCUGCUGGAUCGUUGCAAGUCCUACCAGCUUAUUCACAAACUUGAAGAGUGCAUGCAAGAUGACAGGAUCUGCUCUCCUCCGUUCUUGGUUCUCAGAAAUGAGUGUGGGCCUGAGGUCCUCCCCCAGCUCCGUAAGCAUGGCAUCACCUUCCCUUUCAUUUGCAAAACACAAGUGGCACACGGCACCAACUCCCACGAGAUGGCCAUUGUCUUCAGCGAGGAGGACCUAAAGGACAUCCGACCUCCGUGCGUGAUCCAAAGUUUCAUCAACCAUAAUGCCAUGCUGUAUAAAGUGUUUGUGGUAGGAGAUUCUUACAGCAUUGUGGAGCGGCCUUCCAUUAGGAAUUUUCCACCAGGACCCACCGACAGGAAAAGCAUAUCUUUUAACAGUCAUCACGUCUCUAAGCCAGAGUCUUCUUCAGAUCUGACCUCUAGGGAGAAUGUGGAGGGGCAGUCCAGAAGGCCGAGUGAUGAUGUCAUAAGGAAAAUGUGCAGGUGUCUGCAGCAGGCCUUGGGCAUGACUCUGUUUGGAAUCGACGUCAUCAUCAACAACCAGACGGGACAACAUGCCAUCAUCGACAUCAACGCUUUCCCAGGAUACGAGGGCGUCCCAGAGUUCUUUGACAACUUGUUGAGUCACCUCACGAGCGUUCUGCAGAACCAGUCCUCUGCCGGAGGGUAUCCGAGAGCCAACCGGAUGGCACAGAGUGCUGCCGUGGCAACACCGGCGUGUAGCUUGCCCUGCAGCAUUCUGGGAAAUGAGGGGAGCAGCUGGUUAGGAGAUGGCGAAGGAAUUAAGAGGAGCAGCCAUCAGGGACUAGGGUGCAACGGAGACAUCUGCUCAAACUUUCAGCAGCACUGUAGGUCUACCAUAGUGACAAAGGCCUCCUCACAGUGACCGCACACCCUCACUCAGGGAGACAGCCUGUAAUACUCAGUGACAUCAUCCUAACCAACCAAUCAACAGUCUUCUUCACCUGAAGAAGACAAGGGGAUGGAGAAUGGC